AUGAGUCGACUAGGAGAUAUAUACACUCUCACACCCGUACAAGCUAUCUCUCUCAGAUCCUCGGAUUCCAACCCGACUUACAGCAACAGAGAUGUACACUUUCUUCCUCUCUUUGGUUUUCUUCUUUCUUUCCUUCUUCUUCUUUACACAAUUCAGCUUAUAACAGAGGUAUACACUUUCUUCUCUGUUUUCCCUUUUCUUUCUUUACACAAUUCAACUUGUAAAAGAGGUAUACUUUCUUCAUCUCUCUGGAUAUCCGUUUUCUUUUCUUUACACAAUUCAACUUGUAACAGAGGUAUACUUUCUUCCUCUCUCUGGAUAUCCGUUUCUUUUCGUUACACAAUUCAACUUGGGAUUAUCGAACAGAAAUACUUCUUGUCCGGAGUUGCCUGGAUUGAACUGGAUAAGUUACAUUACUAUCAGAUGCGUCUUAUCUUUCCGUUCAUAAACUAUCAGCGCUUCGGCUACAGGUCUUACCUCUUCAAAAUCAAGAUAGCAACUGAUCCUCGAGUGAAUCUCUGA
Messenger RNA from Acanthosepion pharaonis, 522 nucleotides. The record is from the annotation of a GenBank genome assembly. Lineage: Eukaryota; Metazoa; Mollusca; Cephalopoda; Sepiida; Sepiidae.